This is a messenger RNA of Toxoplasma gondii ME49, 5169 nucleotides long. RefSeq names its product ATP-dependent metallopeptidase HflB subfamily protein. Gene Ontology annotation, cellular component: membrane; m-AAA complex. NCBI's taxonomy places the organism in Eukaryota, Apicomplexa, Conoidasida, Eucoccidiorida, Sarcocystidae. The transcript has 17 exons. Gene Ontology annotation, biological process: protein-containing complex assembly; mitochondrial protein processing. The record is from RefSeq and is a predicted model, not a curated record. Gene Ontology annotation, molecular function: ATP hydrolysis activity; ATP-dependent peptidase activity; metalloendopeptidase activity. The coding region runs from base 832 to 4398 and encodes 1188 amino acids.
ACGAUGCAGAAAACCCGUGGUAGAAAGGACUCCGCGUCGAGUCUCAACGACUGAGCAUGCAGUUGCCUUUUUCCCGCACGUGUUGUCCACCCCCUCUGGCAGUGUUUACCCUGCAUCAGUUCGAAAUCCUGCACAUACGAACACCCGGUGUCCUGUGGAUGUUUACCAUUGUUGCCGCUUCUUUAUGCCUCCUUUUUGCAUAUGAUCCUCUGAAUGCAGGACACUUGUAAAAAGACGUUCCUUGCCUUCAACCGGACGACUUUCGGAAAAGGUCGCCAGGUGGUUUGAACGCUGCCCUGCAUGCUGAGUGACGCUACCAGCUGCACGCAAUUUGCGGUGUCCAUGGAAAGUCAUGAAACUCGAAGAAAAGCGAACGUCGUGGAAGUGGCGUUUCUAUCCAACACCCUGUACGGGCUCAAGGCCGUGAAGAUGGGCUUCGACCCUCACUUCACGCGACAGAUGCCUCCCGCUUUCCCUCAGGCUCACCGGUUUCGCUCUCGGUCGACUGCAUUCUUUUGACAAGUUGACGGCGCCGUCGUGGCUGUGUAUAACGGGUGAUGCUUCUUUCCGAACGACUUUCUACAGCGUGGCUGUUCUUCCUCCAGGUUAACGUGCGUCACCGGAUCUUAGGUUCCCUGCUCGUAGACGGAGCCGUGGUCCCUUCGCGUGUAUCUUCACAACCGCCCUCGUUCUCCGGCUUUUUCCUCGAUUUUUUGCCUUCCAACGGAGCUCACGCGUCUCCGGCACUUUGCUAUUCUCUCCUUCUCCGUUCUAGGCGCCGCUCCCCCGUGGAAACAGGAGAGCAGAAUCAGUCGGGAGGCGUGCUCUGUGAUGCGAGCACUCACCCUGCUUCAUCGGGGGGGGUCCAGAUCUGUCGCGGCCUCCCCCACCCUUUUUUCUCUCGGUUCCUCUUCUCCCUGUGUCCUCCGCAGUUACACGAGCCGUCCUCACUGCCUGUCUUCUGCUUCGUCGGCGUCUGCUCGCACCGACUCCCGUGAGGUCCCCAGCAGAUAUGCCUGGCCCCCGAGGACCCACCAUGUUUCCGACAGACAUUCUGAUGAGCAGCGUGUCGGCUGUCUUCUGAGUCGAAUUCAGACAGAUGGAGUUUCUCACAGACGAAGUAUGGUCGAGAAUCUGGCGCGUUCGUCGGUUCUCUCACUUCCUCCCGCUCUCGCGUUCCCGUCUCAGCGCUUGUCAUCUCAGCGCUUGUCAUCACCGCGUUUGUCAGCGUCUCUGUCUCUUCUCUCCUGCGCCUCGCCCUCGUCUUCGUGCCGAUCUCCAGCUCGACCUGCGCUGCAUGCAGGUGCAUCGAUGCCUCGUUCCUUCUCCGUGCUUUCCUCGAUUUCUCCCGAGGCGAAGCAAGGCGUGGACAGAGCUGCCGCCGUCGCGGUGCCGCUGGCGGCGUCGAGUCGCUCUUCCUCUGUUCUCGCUUCCCUCGACGACCAGACCUCCUCUGUCUGCGGAAGAUGCCCCGGACACAGUCCACUGCCCGCCAUCUUCUCUCCGGACGGGUCUCUCCACACUCUCGGGCCGCGCUGCUUUCCUCGCCUCCUUCAGCUGCUCCGCGGCCAUCUCCACCUCCCGGCUCCGACGCAUGCAGCGCGUCUUUCGGCACAUGCAGCGACGGUGCCGGGUACGUCGCUCGUGGGCGCUCUCGACUCCGUGAUGUUCUCCCGCCCGCCUGUGGGGUUUGAGAACUUCUAUCCCCAGAGAAGUGCGAAGGCUGUCCGGAGUCAGCGCCAGGCUGCAGAGGCGGAUGCGAACGCGAAGCGGAAAGAAGGCGAGAAGAGAGAGGAGACGCCGGCGAAGCGAACGGGUCUCUUUGGCCAGCAGGUGGAGGGCGGGGAGGGCCAGCAAGGCUCUCAGGUCCCUCCCCAGAGGCAGGGGUCGCGAGGCUCUGAGGAGAAGCCAGAGGACGCGAUCCCCGAUCCGCCGCCAGUCAGACUAAGGCUCUACGGCAAGGCAGGCCAAGGCCGAUCUGAUGCUCAGAGAGAGAGAGAGCGCCUCGGCGCCGAGAAGUACAGAGCAGCGCAUCCGAAGCCGCCUCCGCCACAGCCGCAGCCGCCGCCCCCGCCGCCCCCUGGGAGUCUCGGCGCCAUUCAGCGUGAGAUGCUCAAGAUCCUGGCUUGGUUCGGUCUGUCGACUUUCUUCCUCUACUCUCUCCUCAAAUCGAGGAGAGAGGACAUGUCCAUGCAGGAAUUCCUGUCCAAGUAUGUUGCAAAUGGGUUAGUUGACAAGGUCGAGGUGUUGGGCGACCGGGGAGAAUGUCGAGCGAUCGUCUACCUCUCCCCACCUGGAGCGUCAACGGCCGCGGGGCCGAUGUCGACGGAGGCGGGGCCUGCGCCAAUCAGAGUCGCCUCUUCGUCCGUACCUCCGGAGGUGGAGAGAGGUCUUCUCGCUGGCCUCACGCUCCCCCCCAACAAAGCCGUCGUCCGCUUCCGGACCGGACUGAGUGCCGAGAGCUUCAUUGAGAAAAUGGAAAACUUCCAGAGCUCGCUGGGCAUCCACCCCCGCGAUUUCCUUCCUAUUUACAUCAGCGAUCAGCAUGAGUUCCAUCUUUUCGACUUCUUGGGCUCUCUCUUUCUGUUCUUUUUGAUCGCAAACAUGGUCAGCGAGCUGAUCUUUAUGCGACGAAUGAGGAAGGGUGGCGGUGGAGGCCCGGGGGGCGGCGCCGGGGGAGGCCUCAAUCGUCUGCUGGGGAACAGCGCCUCUCGACGAGCUCGCGUGAAGGCUGAGACUGUCAAAGUUCGCUUCUCCGAUGUCGCAGGUUUGCACGAAGCCAAGCGAGAAAUCCUGGAAUUCGUCACUUUUCUCAAACACCCCCAGUCCUUCCGACGCCUCGGCGCGAAACUCCCAAAGGGUGCCUUGCUCGUCGGACCUCCUGGGACAGGCAAAACUCUCCUUGCCAAAGCCGUUGCGGGAGAGGCAGGGGUCCCCUUCUUCUCUAUGAGUGGCAGCGAAUUCGUGGAGAUCUUCGUCGGCGUGGGCGCAAGCCGCGUUCGCGAGUUGUUUGACGAAGCCCGCAAAGUCGCGCCCUCCAUCAUCUUCAUUGACGAAAUCGACAGCGUCGGCGCGAAGAGAAGCACCUCGUUUGGAAACAGCGAACGAGACAACACGCUGAACCAGCUUCUCGUUGAAAUGGACGGUUUCAAUCCAGAGGAGACGGUCGUCGUUCUUGCAGGAACGAACCGAGAUGAUCUUCUUGAUGACGCGCUUAAGCGUCCAGGCCGCUUCGAUCGCCUCGUGCAAAUUCGGCGCCCAGACGUCGCAGAACGGAAGGAAAUUUUCAAGGUUCACCUCAAGCCUCUUCGCCUCGCUCCGACGAUCGAUGCUGUCGCUCUCUCAGAACGCAUGGCGGCUCUCACUCCCGGAUUUGUCGGAGCAGACAUCGCGAAUCUCUGCAACGAAGCCGCCAUCCAGGCAGCUCGCCGCAGGUCGAAGGUUGGCGUGGAGCAAAGGGAUUUCGAGGCGGCAACGGAAAGAACGAUUGCGGGGCUUCCCUCUCCCGUAAAGGACCUUCUUUCUUCGCACCAACGACGCGCAAUUGCUUAUCACGAAUGCGGACAUGCAAUAGCUGGAUGGUUCCUCAAACACGGCAACCCGGUGCUGAAGCUGACAAUCAUCCCUCGAAGCAGCGGGGCUCUUGGCUUCGCUCAGCAAAUGCCGCCAACCGUGGAGCUGCACGAGAAAGAUGCGCUUUUGGACCGAAUUGCGGUCCUUCUCGGAGGACGCGCAGCGGAAGAGAUCUUCAUCGGUGCGAUUUCCAGUGGGGCAGCAGACGACAUUCAGAAGGCGUCGCGCCUGGCGCGGCUCUCCGUCAUGCAGUUUGGGAUGAGCGACAGACUAGGACUCGUCGACUACAGCCUUCAGCAAGGCGGUGAACAGAACUUUUACCGGCCCUACUCGGAGCACACUGCGAAGGUCAUCGAUGAUGAGGUCAGCCAGAUCAUCAACGACCAGUACGAGCGUGUGAAGACCCUGCUGAAAGAGCGGGAGAAGGAGGUUCACAGUCUAUGCGAACUUUUGAUAAGUCGAGAGAGUAUCACGUACUCGGAGAUCCUCGAGUGCAUCGGCCCUCGGCCUGUGCCACCAGAUCCACAGAUGGCGGCCUAUAUUCAGGCGCUGCCGACGCGGCCGCUGCUGCCGGAGACGGGAGACAAGGAGACAGGGAACAAGGAACCAGGGAACAAGGAGACAGGGGAGAAGGAGACAGGGGACAAUUCGCGACGGGAUGACGAUGACUCGGGGGGGCAGGAGAGAGACCUCGACAACAACGACGACGCCAGCGUACCGGAAAAAGUGAAGGAGAAAGUCCGCGAGGCUGCAGAGGCAGUCGCAGGGCGGAAGCCGGCGUCGGGGCCUGUCGCAUGCAAAGCAGACAAAGACGAAGACGCGUAAACAUGGACGGAAAAGCGAAGGCAGUUCGAACGAACUGCUUGCGGAGGAUCCAAGAAAAGAACUCGCCCCCUCUCACACCGAGAGGGUUCCAGGCCAACAGCCAGGAAGCGAAUUUGUCGAAGAAACGAUAGAUUACAUGUUAAAAAAAUGUGCACAGAUGUAUAUUUAUGUAUAUGCUUAUACAUAUGUAUAUAUUGGUGGAAAUGCGUAUGAACGUCAACGUCAGUGUGUCGCUACUAUUUCUGUGGCUGCCUCUCACAAGAUGAAUGCGCGCGUGCAUUCCGUUGCUGCUGUGGAGAGAGUGGGGAGUGAUUAGGUGGAAAGGGGGCGGGUGAACGCGAAACGAAGAAGGAGGGAGGAAGAAAGGAGAGUGCAAAUGAAAGACUGAGAAGGUAGAAAGUCGAAAACGAGUCGGAUGCUAGGAAGGGAAGUGAGCGAACGGAGAGAGUUCGAGAAGCAGACAUUUUAGCAUUCCAGGUCGCCCGUGGGGACUGUUCUUUUCGCUGUCAGCGCCGAUCGUCCUUUGAUUUUGUGCAUGCGUUUUUUUUGCCUGAAGCGUCCUCGCGUAUUUCUUUUUCGAGGCGUCUCCGCGUCGGAGGCCGUCUCCAAUUUGCCAAGCCGCGAUUCCGCUGGUUUCUCGUGCACCGAAAACGCUGUCAGAAGGAACAGAGAACUUUGCUACCCCAGCGGGCGAACUCUGCCUGCAAAAGGAAACUUUCUCUCACAUCUUCCAGAGCGCGACACAGAGCGCGAGGGAUCUUCAGACUCGGU